Saccostrea cuccullata (small rock oyster) is the source of this 482-nucleotide messenger RNA. RefSeq lists its product as uncharacterized. The transcript has 2 exons. Bases 58 to 384 code for a protein of 108 amino acids. Lineage: Eukaryota; Metazoa; Mollusca; Bivalvia; Ostreida; Ostreidae. The record is from RefSeq and is a predicted model, not a curated record.
CCACCAACUAGUAAAUCUGCAGCUAUAGCAUCAAAAGGAACAAUUUUGAAUUCCAAGAUGAUAACUAUUACAACAACGACAACAACUCGGAACCCACCAGUGACAACCUUGAGUUCAAUACGCAAAGACACAAACAUGACAGAUAUGAAUGAGGAACCUCAACAUCCAACCUGGCUUUCCUUUGCAGAGUAUGGCAUAAUUGGUUGUGUUUCAGCGGUUAUUAUUGGAGGCAUUGGUGUGUGUUGCAAGAAAUGUCUCGGUCUGUUAUCAAAACGCGACAACGACGAAGAUGAAGAACACAGGCGAAAAAUGUACAAGAAAGCUAGACAGGCUUUUGGGGCACCUGCUAUCAGACCAAUGUAUAUAGAAAAUAAAAAGACAUGAGCUAUUGAAAUUGAACUCUUUUGUUAAAAUAAUAAAUGUUCGAAAUUAAUCAUUUAUGACAUAUAUUUUCUUAACAAGGCUAUCGUUCAAAUUUAUUG